Messenger RNA from Pseudomyrmex gracilis, 2466 nucleotides. Its product is annotated as protein 5NUC-like. Gene Ontology annotation, biological process: AMP catabolic process. Gene Ontology annotation, molecular function: nucleotide binding; metal ion binding; 5'-nucleotidase activity. Bases 566 to 2383 code for a protein of 605 amino acids. The record is from RefSeq and is a predicted model, not a curated record. Lineage: Eukaryota; Metazoa; Arthropoda; Insecta; Hymenoptera; Formicidae. Gene Ontology annotation, cellular component: plasma membrane. The transcript has 9 exons.
AGAAUUUUGUAUAUAAAUUCGCGAAGUAACAGUUUCUUGAAAAGAUCAAACGUUUCUAUAGACGCACAUAUGUUUUUUAGUUAGCGAAGAUCCCAGUAGAGAUCAGGAACAGAUUCUCUCAGCCCGCAUCCCGUCGAGACGGAAUAUCAUUGAGAAUAACGCCGAUCAUAUAUUCAGUUGUUGCCGGUCGCUCGGUAAAAUCGGCUCGCGUUUCUAACUGUACCGCAGCAGCCGCGAUAAGAACGACAUGAGUGUAUUACCUUUAUUUUAUAAAGUGUACGUCAACUCCUUUCAUUAGUCAAAGUGACAAAUCACGUUGGAGCACGUUUUCUUCAAAGGCUCUUCACCGCUUUCUUUCGAGACAACACGUAUUUACUUUUAGAAAUAUGUUCGACGUGAGAUAACAACGACGAUAAUGAAAACGUUCAUGAUAACAGUGCGGCUAGUCGCGUGAGAAGAAAACAUCAGCAUCGUUAAUCAGUUUCUAACGCAAAAGGAAAUAAGUGAUAGAAAAACAAAUCAUAACAGAAGAACAACUACAGAGACUGAUUGAUAACUAUCGAAGAUGUCGGUCUCUUUGUUUGUUAAGACGUGCGUCAUCGCACUACUAAUAUUCGCAAAUGAAGUUUUUAUGAAUCCCAUCUUACGUGAAGACGACAAGUUUACUCUUCGAAUCGUUCACACAAAUGAUAUGCAUGCGAGAUUUGAAGAAACGUCGCAAUUAUCGACGGCGUGUACACCGCAGGAUUCCAAAGCCGGGAAGUGUUACGGAGGUUUUGCUAGAAUCGCGACUCUCGUCCGCCAAGCGAGAUCGGAAUCACCUUCGACAUUAUUCUUGAACGCCGGUGACACUUACCAAGGAACCGCGUGGUACAAUGUAUACAAAUGGAGAGCGGUGUCUGUGUUCCUGAAUCUCUUGGCGCCGGAUGCUAUAAGUUUAGGCAAUCACGAGUUUGACGACGGCGUAGCCGGUUUAAUACCAUUUAUACAAAAUGCAACAUUUCCCAUCGUAACGGCGAAUCUGGACCUCAGCGAGCAGCCCGAUCUGGCCGCGACGAACUUGAAAAACAGCACGGUUCUUGAAGUUAACGGCAGAAAGAUCGGCGUAAUUGGUUACCUGACGCCGGAAACGAAGAUUCUGUCGACCACCGAAAAAGUGAUCUUCAAGGACGAAGUGGAAGCUAUUCGAAAAGAAGUGACGAAACUGAGAGAACAAGGCGUCGACAUUCUUAUCGCUCUCGGACACUCCGGUUUCGAAACGGAUAAGAGGAUCGCCAGAGAGGUCGAGAACAUCGAUCUGGUAAUCGGCGGUCACACCAAUACCUUUCUGUAUCGUGGUCGACAACCCGAUGUCGAAGUACCGGAAGGUUUUUAUCCAACCGAGGUGAGACAAAAGAACGGAAGAAAAGUCUAUGUCGUUCAGGCGUACGCGUACACUAAGUAUCUGGGCAAUUUCUCCGCGAGUUUCGACGUUAAGGGAGAAAUCACGCAUAUUGAGGGGAAUCCAAUUCUUGUCGACUCCAGUGUGAUGGAGGCGGAGGAUGUUCGGGAAAUGAUACGCUCCAUGAGAAAACCUAUUGACGAUCUGGAACACGAGGUGGUCGGAAAGACGCGAGUGUUUCUUGACGGGGAUAGUAAGAAUUGCAGACGGCGCGAAUGCAAUAUGGGAAAUUUGAUCUGCGAUGCUCUAAUUGAUCAUUAUGUCGUGGAAAAUUUGAGCGAGAACGGAUGGACGGAUGUUGCUAUUGCGGUACAGAAUAGCGGCAGCAUUAGAUCGUCCAUUACCAGAGCAAGAAACGAUGAGGUGACCCGAAGUGAUAUUAUAAGCGUCUUGCCUUUCGGAAAUGUCGUCGUUAAGGCCUCCAUGACAGGAGAGCAGAUCCUCUCGAUGUUAGAAUGGAGUGUCCAUAAUCUCAACGACACAACUUCUACCGGAAAUUUGUUUGGCGCUUACUUGCAAUACUCAGGAUUGCAGGUGGCCUAUAACAUAAGUCAACCACCAAACUCAAGAGUGGUUUCCGUUCAACUUCGAUGCGCUGCUUGUCGAGUACCGAUAUACAGCGAGCUUCAGAAAAAUGCCACCUACACCGUUCUCUUAAACGAUUUCCUCGCAAAGGGAGGAGAUGGUUUUCACAUGCUGGAGAACCUCGAAACAACGUCUUUCGGUGUCACAACAGCAGACGCGUUAGAACAAUAUUUCAAACGGCAUAGUCCGGUGUAUCCAGGUGUAGAGUGGCGGAUUGCGUACAUAGACACAGAAACAAAAAAAAACAUCUCCAAGGUUUCAAGAAGUUUUAACUCUCAUAAUUUAGGAACAACUUAUCAGCCGGCUGUUAAUGUAAUGACUCUCUUACCCAUUAUUGUUUGGUUAAUGAGACCAUAAUAGAACAAUAUUAUCAACUUAUGUAUAAUUUAUAUAAUUGAAUCACACAAGUCUUGUAAUAAAGACUAUAUACUUUUGAGCGA